AUGUCCAAACUAUCGUUCUUGUCGGGGCCUCGCAGUCAGCAGUCUCCGCCUCGUGAUGAACCAAUAUCACCAAAGAGAUCAACCAGUAGAGCUAUGGCUGUUGCAGUUCAGCAGCAAAAGACCAGGAGGAGGAAAGGUUCAUUGAGGAAGGCUGCAUUACUUGGUCGAGGGGCACAACGAGAUCGAAAAGAGUCAAAGAUAAUCCCUCACGACACCAAUCAGCACACCCAAUACUCCACCAAUGCAUUGCUAAGUCCUACUUCACCCGAAAAUAUUCGGCCUGUCAAUGGUCUUGGCUUGGGAAUAUCUGACGAAACUCCUCGGCCUUCCAUGGAAGGUCUGGCCAAUCGUAGUAAUAACACCUUACUACUACCUAUCAAAACUCUUCCCAUGGGGGCUAAUGACCAUAUCAUCACAUCACCAACAACGGCUACAAGUCCUACUUUAACCUAUGCAUCCACUACAGAUGAGGAAGACUUGCUCAGUAUUCCAUCACACAGCCUACCAGCUGCAGCUCGUAUGCCAACGCCAUCGUCUAGUUCAGAUUCAUACUUUCCGCCUGGCGCUGGCUCGGUAGUUCGUCGGCGACCAUCUCAGAGACAAAAAUCCCCACUAUCCAUUGGUGGACUGGCCACAAGUCCACUUCCUCUACCAGAUGCAGAAUGGGAUUACUCGGAAACUGAAUGGUGGGGUUGGGUUAUACUCAUUGUAACAUGGAUUGUGUUCGUUACUGGGAUGGGUUCGUGUCUAGGGGUGUGGAGUUGGGCUUGGGAUGUUGGAGAAACUCCUUAUGCUCCUCCUGAGCUGGAGGACGAUCCAACAUUACCGAUUGUGGGUUAUUAUCCUGCAUUGAUUAUUUUGACGACAGUAAUGGCUUGGGUUUGGGUAGUUGUUGCUUGGGUUGGUAUGAAAUACUUUCGACAUGCGAAGAUUAGUGGGGAUUGA
Molecule: messenger RNA, 945 nt
Organism: Sclerotinia sclerotiorum 1980 UF-70
Lineage: Eukaryota; Fungi; Ascomycota; Leotiomycetes; Helotiales; Sclerotiniaceae
Exons: 1
Coding region: 1-945 (314 amino acids)
Source: RefSeq, a predicted model, not a curated record